This is a messenger RNA of Cheilinus undulatus (humphead wrasse), 905 nucleotides long. RefSeq names its product eukaryotic translation initiation factor 3, subunit K (gene eif3k). The record is from RefSeq and is a predicted model, not a curated record. Gene Ontology annotation, molecular function: ribosome binding; translation initiation factor activity. Gene Ontology annotation, cellular component: cytoplasm; eukaryotic translation initiation factor 3 complex. Gene Ontology annotation, biological process: regulation of translational initiation. Bases 131 to 793 code for a protein of 220 amino acids. The transcript is spliced from 8 exons. NCBI's taxonomy places the organism in Eukaryota, Metazoa, Chordata, Actinopteri, Labriformes, Labridae.
CUCCGCCUGUGUGUCGCUCUUUUCGGUCCGGCUCAUCUUCCUCCGCCCGGUGCUUUUUUGUACCUUGCAGCCCACGUGUGGAUUUAAUUCGGUUUUUAUCCAUAAGUUUGGCCUUAAAAAUUUGGACCAAAUGUCGGCGUCUUUUGAGCAGAUGAGGGCGAACGUGGGUAAACUCCUGCGAGGAAUCGACAGGUAUAACCCAGAAAACCUUGCAACAUUGGAGCGCUACGUUGAAACACAAGCCAGAGAAAAUGCCUACGAUCUGGAGGCCAACCUGGCUGUCCUGAAGCUGUAUCAGUUCAACCCUGCCUACUUCCAGACUCAGGUGACGUCACAGAUUCUGCUGAAGGCUCUCACCAACCUGCCACACACCGACUUCACUCUCUGCAAGUGCAUGAUCGACCAGACUCACCAGCAGGAGGAGCGCCCCAUCAGACAGAUCCUGUACCUGGGGAACCUGCUGGAGACCUGCCACUUCCAGAACUUCUGGACGAGUCUGGAGGAGAACAGAGAGCUCAUCGAUGGCAUCACCGGUUUUGAAGACUCUGUCCGCAAGUUCAUCUGCCAUGUCGUGGGCAUCACCUACCAGACCAUAGAGCACCGGUUACUGGCUGAGAUGCUGGGAGACCCUCUGGACACACAGGUGAAGAUUUGGAUGAAUAAGUACGGCUGGACAGAGAAUGAGGAGGGACAAAUCUUCAUCUUCAACCAGGAGGAGAGCGUCAAGCCCAAAAACAUCGUGGAGAAGAUCGACUUUGAGAGUGUGUCGAGCAUUAUGGCCACAUCUCAGUGAUGCAAACACACACACGUGCAUAUACACACACACAUCAGCUGUUGAAGAUUUAACCAGGUCAUUUUGUUUUCAUAAUCACACUUUUCUCAAUAAAUGUAAUUUAUCCUUUCCA